Sinocyclocheilus grahami is the source of this 1405-nucleotide messenger RNA. RefSeq names its product carcinoembryonic antigen-related cell adhesion molecule 20-like. The coding region runs from base 24 to 1268 and encodes 414 amino acids. Lineage: Eukaryota; Metazoa; Chordata; Actinopteri; Cypriniformes; Cyprinidae. The record is from RefSeq and is a predicted model, not a curated record. The transcript is spliced from 9 exons.
UCCUGACAGCUGAGAGCUCGAUCAUGAUGGUUUCUGAUAGUUUGUACUGUACGCUGUGGAUGUUAUCGUUUUUUGGCCAGUAUUUAGGAGAAGACCUGCAGUUUUCUGGUCCGGCUAAUGGAGCAGUAGGAGGAAGUGUGGUGUUCGCUCCUGAUAACCCGCCCUCCACAACACUUAAUAUAGUUCAGUGGCAGUUUGGAACAACUCUUAUAUUGAUAGCACAGUCUGAUUCAACUACAAUAGUCCCAGAAUACAGUGACAGAGUCAGUUUUGACAGAAACACUCUCGCUCUGGAGCUCUGGGACCUGAGACUGGAUGAUUCUGGAAUAUACAGACUGACUGUAGUAACUAGUGCUGGAGAGACACUUACAGGAGAAACUUCACUACAAGUGUUUGAAAAUAUAACUAAUGUCAGACUUAUUGGUCCAGAAGAAUUAUUAAUAGAGGGAGAAUCAUCUGCUAACAUCAGCUCUGUGGGAACUGGCAGCAUCACCUCUGUGCAGUGGAUGAAAGAUAACAGUCCUCUGUCUCCUAGCAACAGCAUCAUCUUCUCAUCUGAUAACAGAUCAGUGUCCAUCAGUCCAGUGCAGAGAUCAGACAGUGGAGAAUAUCAAUGUACAUACAGAAACCCUGCCAUCUCUGAGACGGCAACACUCAGCCUGAUCAUCAACUAUGGACCAGAAGAUGUUUCUAUUAAGGGUGAGGAUGUGGUGGAUUUAGGUGUUCGCGUGUCGCUCUCUUGCUCUGCAAAUUCUGAACCUGCUGCCUCAUUCAGCUGGAAGAUUAAUGAAACAGACACUGAUGUGACCACAGACACAUUCACCAUAGAUUAUACUGACUUCACACACAGUGGAGAUUACAUCUGCACAGCCUGGAAUAAUGUCACAAAGAGAAGCGCCACACAACAACAUACUUUACUAGUUAAAGGAGGAGGAGGAGGAGGGCUGUCAUCAGGGGCGAUAGCUGGGAUUGUCAUUGGGGUUUUAGUGGCAGUUGCAGGCAUUUGUGGUCUGACUGUCUAUUUAAUAAAGGCUAAGAAAAUCCCAAAGUUAAACCAACAACAAAAAAGACAAGCAAGUGGAGCAGCACAAAGCAGAGAGGAGACAAAGGCUAGAGGAGAUGGAACGGUUCCAGGGAAGAUGAGUGAACAUAUAUACGAGAAUGACAAACAUGAAAAUGUGUAUGAGAAUGUAAAACUUGAAGAUUCAAGAAGGCCAAGGGCUCCUACUCCUCCUCAGGUAUCAAACCCUCCUCCUGUGCGCGGGUGAGGAAGUGAAGACACUGAAAAGCAUCUACUGCAAGAUGAUCUAUCAGGCUGUAUAAUACUUUUUCUGUUCUUUUUUUUUUUUUUUUACAAUUUAAAGAUAAAACAUUUGUAUAUGCCAUAUUACUGAAAUAUUAUAAA